Messenger RNA from Cyphellophora attinorum, 696 nucleotides. Its product is annotated as NADH-ubiquinone oxido 19.3 kDa subunit, mitochondrial. The transcript has 3 exons. Gene Ontology annotation, molecular function: 4 iron, 4 sulfur cluster binding; quinone binding; NADH dehydrogenase (ubiquinone) activity. Lineage: Eukaryota; Fungi; Ascomycota; Eurotiomycetes; Chaetothyriales; Cyphellophoraceae. Bases 1 to 696 code for a protein of 231 amino acids. The record is from RefSeq and is a predicted model, not a curated record. Gene Ontology annotation, biological process: aerobic respiration; mitochondrial respiratory chain complex I assembly; electron transport coupled proton transport.
AUGUUCUCCCUCUCGCGCUCAAUAGCGCCGCGCGCUCUCCGAGCAGCCGCUCAAACCAGCACACCUCUCCUCCUCCGGGCCACACCCUCAGCCAUGAUAUCGUCUUCGGCACCAACCUCCGCCACCGUCCCAACCAUCCCCUCCACAGUCAAUGACGCCUCCCGGCUCCCCGUCACAGGUGGCCUCCGCCGCGAAGUUCCUCUCCCCUCACAAGAAGUAAAGUCCGGCGCCAUGCAAUACGCCCUUACAACCCUCGACCAAAUCGCCAACUGGGCCCGUCAAGGCUCCCUGUGGCCCAUGACUUUCGGCCUGGCCUGCUGCGCCGUUGAAAUGAUGCACCUUUCGGCCCCGCGUUACGACCAGGAUCGGUUGGGCAUAAUCUUCCGAGCGAGUCCACGGCAGAGCGAUGUGAUGAUUGUGGCGGGCACGCUGACGAAUAAGAUGGCGCCGGCGUUGAGGCAGGUGUAUGAUCAGAUGCCGGAUCCGAGGUGGGUGGUCAGUAUGGGGAGUUGCGCGAAUGGGGGUGGAUAUUAUCAUUAUAGCUACAGUGUGACGAGAGGGUGCGAUCGGAUCGUGCCGGUGGAUAUCUACGUGCCGGGGUGUCCGCCGACGGCGGAGGCGUUGAUGUAUGGGAUGUUUCAGUUGCAGAAGAAGAUGAGGCACACACGGAUCACGAGGAUGUGGUACAGAAAGUAG